GAAGGAGCUCAGAGAAUGAAAACUGAGUUUGAUAAACUGGAUCCUGAGAACAGUGGAAAGGUGAGGGGUGCAGACUUUCUGCAGGUGUUGAGGAAGUUUGAGCUGCAUCUGAAGAGAGAGCACCUGGGUCUGUUUUUGUCUCGGUGUGGUCUGAAGCUAAAAAAGGGUUGUGUACAGUACUUGAACUUUCUGCGCACCUUCCAGGACAGAAGUUCAGAUGGCAUUACUCACAAGAUCAUCUCCAACCCAAAACACAGGUUUCAUUCUGAUGAGAACCUCAGUUGUGUUUCCUCUCUAAGUGCCAUAGAGGCCAAAUUAACUCGCCUGUUUCAGUCAGAGUACCUCUCACUCCUCCAGAGCUUUCAGAACAUUGACAAGCUUAAUAAAGGGGCCAUUAGUAAAGAAGAAUUCCGAGCUGCUAUGGAGAGCAGGUUUGGCCUAGAGAUUUCCGAUCCUCAGUUUGAGCAGCUGUUGGACAGGCUCCCUCUUGACCGCCACGGAAAUGUGCAGUACCCGAUCUUCAUGGCAGCCUUUGACACCAGUGCGACUAACUCUGCUCUAGCCUGUGACCUCUCAAGCCAGCAGUCCGCCCACCUCGUUCGGACUGUGGCCCUAAGAUGGCCCAGACCGCUGCCCUAAAGCCUAGGGAGUGGUUGUCCUCUCUUGUGCACAAAAGAACCACAGCUAUCCGCUCAGCCAAGUCCGGCCCCCAUCAACCCAUCCAAGCGCACAGGGAACACAUUAGCCUAGGCUGGGCUUUGUGCAUCUGGCUUUUCUC
Messenger RNA from Sinocyclocheilus grahami, 778 nucleotides. Its product is annotated as EF-hand calcium-binding domain-containing protein 6-like. Gene Ontology annotation, molecular function: calcium ion binding. The transcript has 6 exons. Bases 16 to 639 code for a protein of 207 amino acids. NCBI's taxonomy places the organism in Eukaryota, Metazoa, Chordata, Actinopteri, Cypriniformes, Cyprinidae. The record is from RefSeq and is a predicted model, not a curated record.